Messenger RNA from Chrysemys picta bellii (western painted turtle), 7960 nucleotides. It is a transcript of the gene VANGL1, whose product is annotated as VANGL planar cell polarity protein 1. NCBI's taxonomy places the organism in Eukaryota, Metazoa, Chordata, Testudines, Emydidae. Gene Ontology annotation, cellular component: plasma membrane. Gene Ontology annotation, biological process: multicellular organism development. The record is from RefSeq and is a predicted model, not a curated record.
GGGCUGGUCCCUGCGGUGGGGCGGGGCGGCGCCGGGCACAGGAAGCGGAAAGCGGCGGCGCUAGCAACUGCAGCAGCUGGGCUGGUACCGGGAGCAGCAUGGAGCGGCCGCGAGAGGUUGGUAUUGAAGAUUAAGGCACCUGCUCUUCCCUCCUUAGAGUUUCUUUAGGUGGAAAGUCAUUGGCUGCCUGAUGUUUUGGAGCUACUCAUGAUUGGGACGCUGAGAGUAUCCAGGAAAGUACUUUCUCUGAGGACCCCACCUCAGUAGCAACAGCUGCUCACCCUCUAAGGAAGGCAAUCAGUGCCCCUCCCAGCGGGGGGCAGACGUCUGCUGCCAUGGAUACCGAAUCGACAUACUCGGGAUAUUCCCACUACUCAGGUCACUCCAAAAAAGCCCACAGACAAGGGAGUCGGGACAGGCACAAAUCGCCACGGAGUAAAGAUGGCAGUAGGUCAGAGAAAUCGGUCACCAUCCAGACGCCUCCCGCGGAACCGCUGCUGGGGAAUGAUGCCUCUCGGACAGAAGAGGGUCAGGAUGACAAUUGGGGUGAGACCACAACAGCUAUCACAGGCACCUCAGAGCACAGCAUCUCCCAGGAGGACAUUGCCAGGAUCAGUAAGGAUCUGGAGGACAGUGUUGGCUUGGAUUGCAAACGCUACCUUGGUUUAACAGUGGCUGCUGUCCUUGGACUCCUCGUCUUCCUUACCCCCAUUGCCUUCAUUCUCUUACCCCAGAUCCUGUGGCGGGAUGAACUGGAGCCAUGUGGCACCGUCUGCGAGGGACUGUUCAUCUCUGUGGCUUUUAAACUCCUGAUUCUUCUGAUUGGGACCUGGGCUCUGUUCUUUCGUCAGCCGAAGGCGGAUAUACCAAGAGUGUUCGUGUUCCGGGCCCUCCUGUUGGUCCUUAUAUUCCUGUUUGUUUUUUCCUACUGGCUCUUCUAUGGCGUCCGCAUCUUGGACUCCAAGGACACCAAUUACCAGGGGAUAGUGCAGUAUGCGGUGUCUCUCGUAGAUGCUCUCCUCUUCAUUCACUAUCUAGCCAUUGUGCUGCUGGAGCUGAGGCAACUGCAGCCCAUAUUCACUGUCAAGGUGGUGCGGUCGACAGACGGAGAGUCGCGAUAUUAUAGCUUGGGGCACCUGAGCAUCCAGCGAGCUGCAUUGGUGGUUCUGGAAAACUACUACAGAGAUUUCACCAUCUAUAACCCGAGCUUGCUAAUGGCCUCCAAGUCUCGCGCAGCCAAACACAUGGCUGGCCUGAAAGUCUACAAUGUGGAUGGCCCAGGUAACAAUGCUGCCGGCCAGUCCCGGGCCAUGAUCGCUGCUGCCGCCCGGCGCAGAGACUCCAGUCACAAUGAGCUUUACUAUGAAGAAGCAGACCACGAUCGCAGAGUUAAAAAACGUCGAGCAAGGCUUGUGGUUGCAGUGGAAGAGGCUUUCACUCACAUUAAACGUCUCCAGGCGGAGGAACAGCAGAAAGCUCCAGGUGAAGUGAUGGAUCCCCGUGAGGCAGCCCAGGCAAUUUUCCCAUCCAUGGCGAGGGCUCUGCAGAAAUACCUUCGCACCACCCGGCAGCAGCACUACCACAGCAUGGAGAGCAUCCUGCAGCACCUGUCCUUCUGCAUCACCAACAACAUGACGCCCAAGGCAUUCCUGGAGCGUUACAUCAAUCCAGGCCCAACCCUCCAAUAUGACAGGGAUCGCUGGUUCUCCAAGCAGUGGACGCUCGUCAGUGAAGAAGCAGUCACAAGUGCAUUAAGGGAUGGUGUCGUUUUUGUUCUCAAGUGCUUGGACUUCAGCCUUGUAAUUAAUGUGAAGAAAAUCCCCUUCAUCAAACUCUCGGAAGAGUUCAUAGAUCCCAAAUCUCACAAAUUUGUCCUUCGCUUGCAGUCUGAGACUUCGGUUUAGGGUGCGGGGCGGUGUUCUCUUCUUCUUCUGCUUUUGGGUUUUGUGUCCCCAAUGCUGACUGAAACUGGCAGAUGACAGACCAGUAAUAUUUGACCAUCUGCACUUUAUUUGGAAGGAGGGCCGGGGGUAAUGGGUUGGGAUAUCUAUCUAGAGAGUAAUAUCUUAAAAGCUCACAAGGCAACUUGGUUGAGUUAGCUCAGCCUUUAAGACAAAAUGGUCCUCCUUGUUUUCCAGGCAUAUUGUAGACUGUGUGAACAAACACGGCCUUUAUGUUUCCUUUGGAGCCCUGCCUUGCAGUGCUCAGUAGUGUGUGUACAUCUCCCUUACUCAGGCCUGACCUGGUCUCUGCGUCCUGCACGUGUAGAUUUCUAUGGGGAAGCAGCUUUUUCUCAUGUAUAGAAGUCUGUGUAUGAGGGAGAAUUUGCAGUUCCCCUCUGCUUAGGAAGGAGAGCGUGGUGAGUGGGGAGAGAAUUGAUAGUUGUUUGUAAACCAGGCUGUCUUGUGGUUGAAGAGCCCUUCCCCCUCCAGGGCUGCUCUUCUCCAAUAGCACUGGACCCCUGUGAACCAGGAGGUAGCAGGGGUGGGUUUUGCCAUCUGUUUCCUUCAGUCUCUUCAGUUGCUUGUAUUGCGGAUCAGUGUACGGGCACUGCUCAUUUUGCAGCUGUUUGAAUUAUUACCAGUUGUCUUAAUGAGACGUCAGGGGAUUUGUGCAUGGUGCAACUCUCCCCCUCGGUCCCUUGAUCUCUAAUCCCUGCCCCACUAAUUUGAAUGUCCCAUGCUCGCUCUCCUCUCUGCCCCUCUUGCAGCUUUCUGAAUGUGUUUCUCUAGCAACAGCUCCUGGGGUCAGUUGUGUUAUCACCUCCUCCCCACCCCCCUCUCACUAUGUAUUUGCACAGUUAAAGCCUGGCUGAGUAAACGUUCUCCUAGGAGGUGUGUGGAGUUUACCUAACCCUGACAGCCUGGUCCCAAACAAAGGGAGCAUGCGCAGGAAUGUGGGCAUCAUACUCUAGAAGGGCUUCAAGUGCAUCUCGAAGGAAGGGGGAACACUUAACCCCUGUCCUCACAGGGCCCAGAGAGAGUGUGAGCAGGGGAAGGGCAGACCUUGACUGACACAUGUGGUUGAGUGCCAUAGUUCUUUAAGACAGUAUAUAUAAAUGCACUAUAGUAUGUUCAUCCCACCCAACUCCGCUGUAGCUAAGGGAGACCAAACUGCGUCUGAAUGUUGCAAUUGCUUUUUAAAAAAAAAUCUUGACCGUUUACCCCUGUGUGACUGUUCUCCUAGGUAUUAGUCACCAAGCUAGCCUGGAAUUUGUUUAUUCUUGGGUGAGGGGCACUUAGCUCUCCAGAGAACUUACUUUUUAAGGCUUUUUUUCUGUCAGUGCAGCUCUGUUCUCAAGGUUUUUAAAUAGGUUUGUUUUAAAGCUGGGCCUAAACAGAACCUCUGGAUCUGAACCCUCUCCCUGCACUCUGAAUUCAAGGAAUGUUUGGGUCCAGGUCUCCACUCCAGAGCCAGCUCCUACUUCUCUCAUGAGCUAAACCAAAACCCCAGGUCCAGAUGACCUCCAGACUCUGGGCAAGUUCAGUUCCGGAUCUGGCGGGGGAUUUCCUGGCUUGGGACUAUGUCUAACUUUAUUUUGAUUAAAAGGAAAGUCUGGGGGGAAGUCUCUUACAAUGUGAAUGUCUUUGUUUUGCUUGCCUGUCUUUGUUACAGACAGAUGCUUAACACACUAAGGCAAGAUACUUAAGCAGGUCCCAUUGAAGUUUAUGGGACCAGUUGUGUGUUCAAGCAACUUGCUGAACCAGGGCCUAAAGUGGUGAUUUUCAAGCCAUGGUCUAUCUGUGGUCUGCCAGGCCCUUCCUGCUGGUCCUAGGUAUCUCCUAUGGUAUUUAUAAGGACCCUACCCACUUUGUAUUUAUGCACCAGGAACGAUUACAAAGAAGCCAAAUUGCACAGGUGGUUGGAGGGUGUGGAGGGAGAUGGGUCUAUGGGAGAAUCUCGUCUCACUGCCGCAUGAGACGUUUAUAGAUUUCCCCAGCCCUAAAGCACACCCAGUUCUUUCAGGCAGGCUUUCUGGCAGUCUUUGUUGGUUUUUAACAGUUAUGGUCUUUGCUGUAUAUUAAUUUUAAAAACGCUGUUGGUUUUGUACCCUUUUUUUAAACGAAAGUCACAUAGUGUUGUGCAUGAUGCGUCAUAAAAAAUGAGUUUCUUUAACCUUUGGAUAACAAAUGCAACUGGAGAAGAGACUCCGUCGGGCUGUGGGGCAGGGACUGUGGGGGUAAUUGGAUAAAGCUGUGAUCAGGGUUGAAAUGGCUGUCUGAAUUCAGGGACCCAACCCUGGUUCAGUUGGCUCAGAUGUGUGAAUUUAGAACAAAAGCACCCAGUAUGAAUUUCCUCCUUUCAUGAUUCCUGCUGUACCACCUCAGAACUGGAAGUUGUUUGACAGUCACUUUGCUCAGGAAACACGUCUUUCUGUUUUUAAAUGCAUGUAAGGAUUUAACAUAAAACCAAAUAGAAGCCGAGUGUCUUCACAGCUGCUACAUAACCUACUUGCUGCAGUUCAAAGUGCUAUCAUUUCUGUCUGUCACUGUUAGCAUAAACCUCCUUUAAAUGGAAUGUCCUUAACUUUGUUACUGCUAAUGCCUGAGAGGUCUAAACCCAAAUGAGAGAGAGAAGGUCAUUUACUCUUUACCGUUUACCUUUCUGCACUUUGCUGAGCUUGGAAGGAGAGGUUAGUGAUUGGAGUGGGGCAUUGGGCGCCAGGACUCCUGGGUUCUAUUCCCUGCUUUGCCACGGGAAUCACUGUGAGACCUUAGGAAAGUUACUUCACUUCUCUGGGCCUUCAUCUCCCCAUUUGCAAAAGCGGGGACCAUGAUAUCAUCUACCUCACAGGGAUGUUGUGAGGCUAAACUUAACCUUUGUGAAGUGACUUGAGAUUUGCUAUCGAAGCGCAAACUGUCUUCUAAUAAAGAAUUGAACAGUGAAACUAGACCGGCCUAUUUCACUUGCCGUUUAUAGUCUGUUAGUGGAUGAGAAUCAGAUGUGGGAGACAGCAAGGUAGUGUUAGCAUUUCCAACCCAAUCCCACAGUCCUUGCUUUACGCUCACGUCCAUGGGAAGCACAGUGCAAUGAAGGUUUGCUCUGAAGGGGGCUGUUUCACUCUGACCCUCCUCCCCUUUUCUCCUCUCUUUUAUUGGAAAGCUCUUAAAUGAAUGGAUACCUACUUUAAAGUGUUAAAGAACCCCAGCCUUUGACCAUAAGCCAAGUGACCGAGGAAAUUCCUAUUGAACAAUGUCAGAUGAAGUCCAUGUAAGGCUGAGCCUUUCCCUAAGGAGGUAGGUCUCCUGGUCGCUCAGGGGCAAGCCAUCUCCUUGCUCCCUGCUAUUUCCCCUACUCCCCACUAUGUAGCUUGGACUGCCAAAGACACUAUUUCACGUCUUUGCUCUCAGUCAGCAGCAUGGUGCAAAUCUUAAAGCCUGGAGGGGUCUAGCAGGGCACCUCCCAAGUAGAUGCAAGCAAAGCUGCUGUGAUCAGUUUAAGAUCCAUGGAGAUAGUUGAGGUGACUUUUCUGUAGUAAAGUGGUAUGUGGUGUUUGUAGAGUGGAGUGAAUGGAUAAUGAAAAUGUUAGGGUCCCUGGUCCCUUGUAGGAACGAAGGGGCAGAUGCUUGUCUCCUGGUUCUUGCCAGUCCCAUAACGAGGGCUGUAGCAUGGGGAAAGGCAGUGUAUGAACUGAGCAGCCCACCAGAAACACAGUUGAGGCGCUACUAUUUUCUCACCACGGCAUGGGGGUUCAGCAUGCUGCCCCUCUGCUCUGCAGGGUGGGGAAGGAAUGGAAUUGGAAUGGACCUAAAGCAAGGUGAUUGGUGGUAGCGCUCCCACCCUACGUGGGGCAGAGUGGAGCAGAUAUGGUCCCCAACCAACCCUUGCUGCCAGGGAGCUAGGGUGACUGCUGCCUCCACCAAGUGCGCUCUAUCAAUAGCGGAAGAGGGUGAUAGUGGAAGAAUUGGUGGCUGCUGGUAAUCUCACUCCCCUUGAGGGCAGGGAUGCUUGAGAAUAGAGGCAGCAAGCAGAGCGAAAGGAUGACAUGACACAACUCUUGCAGAGCAGGGUCUGAACUAGCAUACGCCUGACAGCAGCCCCCGUUCCUCCAUAGCAGAGGAAUAACGCAAGUCAUUAGUGUCUUUGGAUGGGGACAGUGGUGAUAAAUGUAAACCAGCUUUCAGUACCUCUGCCCAUGGCUACUCCUAUCCUCUUCCGUCUCCCCCCCCCUCUGCUGGGCUCACUGCCUCUGAUGACCCAUUUGCCAAGAACACCCACUCUCCCUCCUCUGUUGCUCCAGCCUCCACUCCCAUCUGCCUGUUCUCUGUUUCUCAGGCCAAAAGCCUGGUGAGGAACUAGUAGCAGCCGAGAUGGAUGUCAUCAGGAGCACAGGCUGGAACUCAUGAUAAGGCAGGGCUCUUGGGUGGAUCCCAUCCUAAUCCCAAUCUUGCCUCCCAGCUACAGGAAACACUUCCAUUCCCCCACCCCAUCCCAUCCCAUCCCAUCCCAUCCCAUCCCACCCCUCCCCUGCCACCAUGGACUCCACCAAAAAUCUUAGAAAAUCACACCACUACCAGUUUCUUAAAAACUGGCAAUUCCAUUUAGCCCCGUGGACUGCUUUAAAGUCUUGUUGGCAUAAAUUUAUUUAAACAGUAAUGAUAAAGAAGCCUGAAAGAUCACAAAUUUGUUUGUCCCACUUCACAGGAAGAUUUAUUCAAGUCAAUUAAGCUAAAAUAGCUAUCACAUUAAAAAAGCCUGCAAAUCUGUCCUCCCCUCUUAAAAAAUAUAAAUAAAACUGACUUUGGGUCUUUGGGGAGAACUGUAUUCUGGCUCCAGACUUUAUCUUCAAAAUGUCCUUAAGUUUUCAGUCUGCCACGCAAUCAACAUUUAGACGAAUAGGAAAUGAAUGUGCAGAUAUCUGUUGUUUUCACAUUCAGCUUGUAUUUGUACGUGCUGUCUCUUUGUAGGUGUGUGCAUUAUUCCUGUCUAAUGCCUAAAGCCAGGGGUGGUUGUUCAGUAAUGCCCAUUAGGACUGUAUGGAGAACGAAGCACUCUUGGGACUGAGUCAUAAAAUUACUUCUGUCGGGGGGCUGUGUGGCUGCAGGUGGGCAAUGGGAUGGAUACACAGCUCCUUUCGCCUGCCGUUGGCUGGCUCCGACUCCAUUAAAGAUGAUGACCAAAAGUUACCGUCUGACAGGUGGUCAGUAACCUGUGCAACUUCCGUGUUGAUCUGUUUGGUUCCUCUUGGGCUAGGUCUCCACAGCACCAUGACUGCCACGAGCAUGGCCUCUCCGAGAAAGGGGCCAGUUAAUAGAGACAGAAUUUUCACCCCACAUGGCAGGGCAGUGUGUAGGGGAAGCGUUGUGCCUCUGCCACCCAUGCCUGUCCUGUGCAUAGAGAGUACUGAAUUCUCUAGGACUGUUGAUCUGGCACCUUUCACCAGCACUAACUAAUUCACUUGGGAGCCACAUACACACGUGUGUUCAUUUUGCUGUGGUUCGCUGCCUGCACGGAGAUCUAUCUGUGAAGGAUUCUUACACUCCUCUGUGCCUGUAUCUUGUAAUGAAUAAACGUUAUUGUGUACUAGGGGCCAGGAUCUCCUGGCUUCCACACAACUCUUCUGAUCACUGUGUAAUGUACAGCCUGCUACUUUUUUCUACACAAACUGCAUAUAGUACGGUGGGUUCUGCUGAGGUUUUCUAAUGAAUAGACACUAACCAGCCUCUUGCUGCACAUGUGGCUUUAACUGCAGUGAUAUGUGGUCUGAACUAAAUUCUGAAAUCUGUUUUUGUUUCCCCUCCCCCGCCAGUUGUGAACUUGAGUAGCAAACUCCUGGUGUCUGUGAUGUUCAUGCACUGUGUGUCUAGCAGAGUGAAUUGUUCUGUUCCAAGCUGGGUUCUCUUAAGUUAUAGCUUGAUGGUUUUGUUUUUGAACUGAAACAUGAAACCAUUUUACACUUUGCAUAUUUUGUACAGUAAAAUUCUGAAAAUAAACGGAAACCAGAAAUUCUGUGCUCCUA